Molecule: messenger RNA, 672 nt
Organism: Prunus armeniaca (apricot)
Lineage: Eukaryota; Viridiplantae; Streptophyta; Magnoliopsida; Rosales; Rosaceae
Source: the annotation of a GenBank genome assembly
AUGCAUUCACACCAACCCCUUGAUAACGUGAUGGCAGCUGAGAAAGCCAUUGUCAUGAGAAGCUACCAAAACUUCAACAAGGAGAUGCUGAUCACACUGUGCUUCGCAUUCCUGCCUCUCUUCUUAGCCCUCUGGUGCUCCUCCGCAUGGCAUCCGGCCACCGCCAAUCUGUCCCGCCAGUUUUACUGGGCACUCAUGGCACUCUUCGGUAGUCAUCAUUUGUACGCUUUCUUGCUCUGCAAUGUGCUUAUUGUUGCCAUCUACUCUAUGUCCCCCGUUGGGCGAUCAUCCGAUGUCUACGAAGAGUCCACCAUCAACAGUGAGUAUUGGUGGAAUAUAUAUCUGGAACCAGAGACAACGCCAGAGGAGGAAGAGGAGGAGGAUCAGAACAAACAAAUCGCAUGGUCUGAGGAUAUUAGUGCCGUAGUGCCUCUUGUUGAUGACAACACAAAGAUGAGUUGCAGCGAAGAGCCGACAGGGAGGCAUCCAAGUGCUAUGGAGGAACUGAACGAUAAGGAAUUCCAGCAGAUAAUAGAUGAUUUCAUUUUUAGAUCGAAGAAGGAUAUUCUGGGGGAAGAGAUUCAAAGUGAAAAAUGUAUGAAAGAAAAGGGAGAAGAAGAAGAUAAUAGGGCAACCACAUCAGCAUACAUGUCUCUUUUAAUAUCUCGUUAA